Messenger RNA from Folsomia candida, 2631 nucleotides. Its product is annotated as band 7 protein AGAP004871. NCBI's taxonomy places the organism in Eukaryota, Metazoa, Arthropoda, Collembola, Entomobryomorpha, Isotomidae. The transcript has 16 exons. The record is from RefSeq and is a predicted model, not a curated record. Bases 1162 to 2067 code for a protein of 301 amino acids. Gene Ontology annotation, cellular component: plasma membrane.
GCCAUGGAAAGUCCAGGAGACGUCUGUUGGGAAAGUGAGGAGAUUAAGCGAGAGGUGAAAGUACCCGUUUUCUUCCAUGAAUCGGUUGGUUGGUUGAAUAUCGAUCCAUCAGUUUCAUUCCCGUCGUCUUGUCGGCUCGAAUCUUCUUUUUUAGGGUCCUCGCGACCAUGUGGAACAAAUACGAACAAAAGACCUCCUCCGGUUACGGCACAUAUUCCAUUAAAAAAAUAACAAGUCCAUUUAAGACAGCGCAUCAGUCCGACCCGAUCUAAAAUAAAGUAUCCCAUUUGUGACAGUUAAGAACUUGUACGCAGUUAUCAUCACCAGUUGAUUGCAUUAUUCAGUCGUGGCGAAGGGGUCGUUCGUCAACUCGUACAUACAUAUUUUGCGAACCAAUUAAAUGAAUAUCGUCCUUUAUAAAGAACGCGCAUGAAUAAAUUGUGACUAUUCAUUCCAUAACAAGGAAGCUUCCCGAGUCCGAGUUCAGAGGCGUGUAUGUCACUAAUUCUCAUCAGUGCACGUACAUAUGGGUCGUCAACUCAAUUAUGAAAGGGUGAAGUAAAACUCUGUGGAAAAUAUUUCUCCACCGUCUCUGACAUUUGCCUGCCAUAUUUCCCAUGCGUAGCGUCAUAGGAGUCGGUGGAAGUACACAUUGACUAUUUUAUUACACAGGCCCCGACCCAUCAUAAGCCAUUCCCCUUCGGCGCAAGUAAAGUAAAAGUAAAGUUUAAUGGUUUUAUUUCUCCCUUUGGACAGUAAUGUUGGAUAAGUAUCAAGUAUCGACUGAAUAUGUUGGUUGGUAGAGGUGCUCAUCCAAGUGAGUGGAGUUAGUUGGAGUUGAUUGUGUGUGCCAACCAACAAACUCGACGAUUUCAUGGGGAAUGAAUACAACGAGAAGACAGCCAUAAAAUACCUGUCAAGUGGAGAAAGCUCUUAGUUCCGAGCGAGAGGAGUUCACAAAAUGUGACCGACGCUACCUACAACAACUCGCCACAAAUAACCUUUUGCAUAAAGUAGCCAGAAUAUUUUUAUUUUGUUAGUCGUGACUUGAAAAAUAAAAUGAUUCUGAAUUAUUCAGAGACUUGUUAAAAAAAGUGAAAGUAAGUUUGUGUGGAAGAAAUAGUUGAAAAGGGGAAGGAAACGAAGUUCUAGGACUGUGAUAUGGCGUCCUCUCACCCCAACGGCAAUGGAAGUCAUAGCCAACUGUUUCCAAUUCCUCAGGAAUCUGGGAGUAUGGCCAUGGGGCAUAUGCGCGAUAACAUGCCCCCACCGGACGUUGACGAUUUGGGGUCUGGCGUUGUGGGCCUCCUGCUCACCAGCCUGUCCUGGCUACUGGUGAUACUCACCCUCCCAUUCUCUCUCUUCUUUUGCUUCAAGGUGGUGCAAGAGUACGAACGUGCGGUUAUAUUUCGACUAGGUCGGUUACAGUCUGGAGGGUCACGCGGAAUUUUCUUUGUUUUGCCAUGUAUCGAAUCAUAUACGAAAGUUGACCUGAGGACGAGUUGCUUUGACGUACCCCCACAAGAAGUAUUGACCAAGGACUCAGUUACCGUCAGUGUCGACGCAGUCGUCUAUUAUAGAGUGAGUAACGCUAUCAUAUCCAUCGCAAACGUGGCGAAUGCUCACCAAUCGACGCGUUUAUUGGCACAAACCACCCUUAGAAAUAUUCUGGGGACGAAAAACCUGCAUGAAUUGCUCUCGGAGAGGGAAGGGAUUUCCAACGCUAUUCAGGGCUCUUUGGACAUCGCCACGGAGGCAUGGGGAAUUAAAGUGGAACGGGUCGAAAUUAAGGAUGUCCGAUUACCUGUCCAGUUACAAAGAGCUAUGGCGGCCGAGGCGGAAGCCGCUAGGGAAGCUAGAGCUAAAGUGAUUGCGGCUGAGGGUGAACAAAAGGCAUCUCGAGCUCUUAAAGAGGCUUCUGAUGUAAUUUCCGAGUCUCCUGCAGCACUUCAAUUGCGAUACUUGCAGACUUUGAAUACGAUCAGUGCCGAGAAAAACUCAACAAUCGUUUUUCCCUUACCGAUCGAUCUAAUACAGGGGUUUAUGAAAGGGAUGCGACGCGACUAGACGAGCAAAAACUGCACCAGAACUCUAAAAAAUACCAAACAAAGGCUUAUUUUGAUUUAUAAAUAAGAAUGUAAAAGUCCAACAAUAUUUCCACUUUAAUUCUAAAUUAUGUAUGUAUAUUCUAAAUUCUAAUAUCGUGGCGCUAUAUAGAAAAAUACCCAUCUUACGGAAGGACCAGAUCAUAUGCAUAUGUACAUAUUUAUAUUAUACCAUCUACAAUUCAGUAUUGAUUUUGUGCAUCUAUAGUUAAACUAAAAAUUCAUGAGGUGCUUUCUAUUAUUAUUGAUUAUGGAGACCAAUUCUUAUACAUACAAGAAAAUAUUUAUUCAUUCAUAGACAUUGUAGUUCAUCUCUCUACGGAAUAAAAUUGUCCAUCCAUUAAAUUGAUCUCAUUUAUACUAUGAUUUUUUAAACAAGUUUGUAGUAAUAAAGUUAAUAAUGCUAUGCCGUAUUAAUGAGUUAAUCUUUAUGAAAGCUGUUAUUUUACGAAUAUGCAAAGUUCUUUGUUUUAAUUAAACGCAUUUCUAAUACAUACAUGAAAAUAAAUAAAUAAUUGCAAGAAAA